Molecule: messenger RNA, 1992 nt
Organism: Botrytis fragariae
Lineage: Eukaryota; Fungi; Ascomycota; Leotiomycetes; Helotiales; Sclerotiniaceae
Exons: 4
Coding region: 1-1992 (663 amino acids)
Source: RefSeq, a predicted model, not a curated record
AUGUCACCAACUUAUUACGGAACGGCGAGCCUUAUCAGAUCUCUAUACACAACAAGCGUAUACCAGCAACCAAACAUCACAUCCUACGAAUCCAAUGGUACAUCAACACGCGUUGAAACAGAAGAAGCCUCUAGUGAGAACACAGUUCACACAACCCCAAUGAUGACCAGACUCGCUCUCAUCUUGGUCUUCAUUCUCGCAAUCUCUGCAUUUAUCUGGUAUCGUUAUCAUAAGACAUGGGCGGCGGUGCACAAAAAAUACAAGAAAGCGAAGGAAGCGAAGGAAGCGAAGAAAGCAAAAGAAGCAAAGGAAGCUGCAGAGUUGGAGAAAGCAAAGGAAGAAUCGAGAACGAGCACUUCUAAAGACAAAGAUCCUGCUCCAGUCAUAUGUUUUCUUAUAUUUCAAUUGAAGGCAAACUUGAUCAAGACAGCUAUCUAUCUUGAUCAGCUCGCUACCGAUCUAACAAUGUCACAAAAUCAGGAUCGUGAUAUUCAUCAAAAUGAAGGAGAUACAAACGAGGGUAUCGAGAGAGAUAACUCCGAUGGUUCUCUACGCUGUCCACUCUUCGUACAGGAUACCAAUGAGUUGAUCGAUGAAGAUGGGACUGUGUACGAAGGUUGGGUUGAUGAAGAAGAAUGGGAGAAAGAACAGAGAGCUCGUCGAAAGGCUGUUUUGGACUCUCGCUUUGCCUCGUUGCUAGCCUCUCUCGCUGAGUUUUCCAAGAAUCCUCAAAUUGUAACAGAUACUUCGGAUACCAUGUCAUCUGCGACAACGGCCACCAAUAUGGCUUCAGUUACAUCAGCUACCGCUGAGACAUCUUCAGAUGUUCCUAUCGCCGAGAAAAACGUCCCUUCACAAGUUGCAAUGGACUCAGAGUCAGAUGAUUCAUUGGCCUCUAGUGAUGAAAGAAAUGAUGGAGCGCAACCUUUCUUAACGAGAUGUCUCUUUGGAAGCUUUCUAUGUGAUCCUGAAUUCCAGGGCCAUCUCUAUAAUCUUGAAACCGAUGAUGAAUAUGACACCGUGAGACGUCACAUUGAGGAAAACGAUGACACUGACGAAUACAACGACGACUACAGCGACGAUACUCUCGAGAAUGAUACUGAGGACGAAGACGAAAACGAAGACGAAAACGAAGACGAAAACGAAGACGAGGGUGAAGACGAGAGUGAAGACGAGAGUGAUGUUAAUUCCGAACCCGGGGAUAACGAGGGAAGUCUAAACACGGACAUAGUAGAGGCUACUCCUGAAAAGCCCUUAAACAAUACAUUCAUUAUUGCUUUCUAUCAAUGGGUAUUUGGAAUCCAGCCCAAGAUACAAUGGUCUGCUGAGGUGUUUACUGAUGCUGUAUGGGACAUAAUCAGUAAAGUACUAUUCACUAUCGGUUUUUUUAUGUGGUGGAUACUUCCGGAAAAGUUAAAAGAUAAAUUAAAAGCUCAUUGUGCUGAUUAUCUCACUUCUGGAGUCGGCAUUCCAAGAACUGUCGUUGAGCAGGAGACUCGUUCAGAAGAGGCAGAAGAGGCAGAAGAGGUAGAAGUGGUAGAAGAGGUAGAAGAGGAAGAAGAGGAAGAAGAGGAAGAAGAGGAAGAAGAGGAAGAAGAGGAAGAAGAGGAAGAAGAGGAAGAAGAGGAAGAAGAGGAAGAAGAGGAAGAAGAGGAAGAAGAGGAAGAAGAGGACCAAACCUACGCUUCCAGAUUUCAACGUAUCGUACUCGACGCUUGGGACCACUUAAUCGAAACCCUCGGAGAGGAAUGGGCACGCGCGAACCGGAGAUCAUGGUACCGAUACAUCAACAAAUUCUGGCGCCGAUGGAUCGUACCCCGAAGAGUUGACAGAGGGAUGGAAAAUAUCUGGGUAGUAGAGAUUCCGGAUCUGUGGGAGGGAGAGUUUGUUUUCGGCGAGGAAUGUCCGAGGGAUUUAAGGAUCUCUAAGUAUUCGUUGAGACGGUAUGGUGGGAGAUUUGGGGGGUUUCGUCUUUUGUUGUUUAGGGGUUGA